Messenger RNA from Pelobates fuscus (common spadefoot toad), 5098 nucleotides. Its product is annotated as up-regulator of cell proliferation-like. Gene Ontology annotation, biological process: regulation of apoptotic process. NCBI's taxonomy places the organism in Eukaryota, Metazoa, Chordata, Amphibia, Anura, Pelobatidae. Gene Ontology annotation, molecular function: GTP binding. The coding region runs from base 58 to 5097 and encodes 1679 amino acids. The transcript is spliced from 3 exons. The record is from RefSeq and is a predicted model, not a curated record.
UCUCUGCUAUCUCACUGCACAGGAUUCCAAGGCUCGAGUCUUAAACAUUCAGAAACCAUGGAUUAUCCCAUUGGAGAAGCAUCUAUGACCAUUAACAGAUUUAGGUGGCGGUUAAUAGACAUCUUUGAAGAUGAUGCAAAUAGUUUGUUGGACGAGCUCAGCUCCCUGUAUCUGAUAUCUCUUGAAGAAUACAUUAAUCUGACUGUAGCUGAAAGCCCGGUAGUGAAGAUGGAGAAUGUAUUGAACCUCAUACUUGAGAAAGGAGAACAGGCCUGCGAGAAAUUCCUCAAACACCUGGAGAACAUGAUACCCAGAUUUCCAAAGUUACAUUGUUUUUCAGGACGCUUUCCAGAAAGUGAACAAAAUAAAAAAAUUGAGGAACUCCUAGUGCAGUUAGGAAUGGAAAACAUUGUACAUUCCAAGCUCACACUGAAGAGUAUUCUGAAUAUCGAGAAGGAGAAUUGUAAGGACAUUAAUCCUCAAUGUACACAGGAUAUUCCUUUAAAUUUCUUAAAGAAACUCCUGGCUCUCAACAGAACUGCCAGAAACACUCACUGUGAUAAACAUCCGUGUAAUGCGGGAUCAACUGAACAUAACAGCUUAGAUACAAUCAUGUUUAAGAUUUUUGAUACUAAUGGUGAAAAAGAUGACUCUUCAUCUCUCAAUCCCUUGGAUGUUCUCUGUGUUCUGAUGCAUUGUUCUGAUCAUUUUUUACAACAGGAAAUUGUGUCAAAAAUGUCCAUGUGUCAGUUUGCUGUCCCUUUGCUGCUCCCUUCUGGUGGUGCAUCAUGUUGCAUCUUUAUGUUAUGGGCGAUGAGAGAUAUUGUGAAGAGAUGGAGACCUCAGUCAUUAGCAGAUUGUAAAGGGUUUAUGGAAGAAAAUGUGGUGAACAUCCCCAUGCCGACCUUCUCUUUUGUUAGACUGGGUAAAGCCAAACUAUCUAAAUCAAAAAUCCUGAAUCAGGUUCUAAGCCCAGCUCAGCAGAACCAAGACUUCUUCAUUCAUGACAACAUGCAAGGAGGUAAUACAGAAAGAAAGCUAUCUGAAGGACUAGUGGAAAUGUCCUGGUAUUUUCCUUCUGGAAGUGAAAGUUCUGACAUUUUCCCAGAGCCGAUCGCAGUGACCAACCUGCGAGGAGACCUGGAGUCUAACUGGACACAGUUCACCUUCUUAACCCGGGUCUCAUCAGCUGUGUUUAUAUUUACUGAGAGCAUCGGGGAGAGAGAAUUCAGACUGUUAUCAAACUGUAAUAGCAAAGACACAAAGUAUUAUUUCAUUAUCACCCCCAGCCCCGGGAAAGAUGUAAGCAAGGAGACACGUGAGAAUGUGCAAAAGUUAAUAUCGGUGCUUAAGCUCGAUGUAAUCAAUAUAAUAUUAAAGAAAAACACAGACAAUGAUACAGCUCUGAUGAAAAGAAUUCUGUCAUGUAUUAAUUUUUCCUUAAUAAACAAUCCCAAAAGAACAACAAUGCAAAAUAUGGAGAAACAGACCAACAGACUUGGUAUCUAUGUGGAUGAAAACUCUGAGGAAUGUCAAAAAGCCAGGGAACAUGUAUUGGAAAUAACUGAAGAAAUAAAAGAUGUGAUUUUAUAUAAGAAAAAAACAAUGAGUUUGCAGGGAGAUCUGUGGAAACAAGUGUCUAAAAUAGAAAAGGAAAUGUGCAGAAUGAAAAACCAAGGAGCAAUGGAUACUCAAGAAUAUCAGAGUGAGCUCAUAGGCCAACGCAUUUCACUGCAUGAGAAGCAACAUGCUCAUGAAUUACCCAAAGGAAUAAUGUUGUUUAUUAAUGCUAUUGUUUAUUUGUCACAGACAGAAAAACAUUAUUUUUUGAAAUGGCUUAAAUUCGAACUUGAUUCCAUAGCUCGGAAUAAUCUGUCAACUUUGCAGGCAGAAUAUAAAGAGAAAUGUAAUAACCCGCAAAAAAAUAAGGAGGAACUAAAAUAUUUAGAUAAAAAAAUAUCUGACAGCUCACUCGGAAUUGAACAUUUCCUGCGUGAAAUGGGACAAUUUUAUGAAGCAGAAUAUUCUUUGUACAGUGGGAAAAAAUAUCAGGACGACAAAAGGCAGUUUACCAAGCUCCCUAUAAUAGCUGCUGACCUCUUGUGGGGUGGUUUCCCAUUAGAGUUGGUUGAUGGAGAUGCCUCCAACAUCCCCUUGCAGUGGAUAACUGAUGUCUUGACUGAGCUGAACAUCAAGACAGGAGGACGAUGCAGAAUGAGAGUGAUCACUGUGCUGGGAGUUCAGAGUACGGGGAAAUCCACCCUUCUGAACACCAUGUUUGGGUUGCAGUUCCCGGUGGCCAGUGGACGUUGCACACGAGGGGCCUUCAUGACACUUAUUAAAGUAGAAGAGGACUUCCAGGAGGAGCUGGGCUGUAGCUUUAUUCUGGUGAUUGAUACGGAAGGUCUGAAAGCUCCUGAAUUGGCUUCUCUGGAGGACAGUUAUGAACAUGACAAUGAGCUGGCAACGCUAGUGAUUGGGCUGAGUGAUAUCACAAUAAUUAACAUGGCCAUGGAAAAUACAACUGAAAUGAAAGAUAUCUUGCAGAUUGUUAUCCAUGCAUUUCUUAGAAUGAAAGAAAUAGGAAAAAAAAACAAAUGUCAGUUUGUCCAUCAGAAUGUGAGUGAUGUGUCCGCUCAUGGAAAGAAUGCAAGAGACCGAAAGAAACUCCUGGAACAGUUGGAUGAAAUGACUAAUAUUGCAGCAAAUAUGGAAACAAAAUAUGCAAUAACCACUUUUAGUGAUGUGAUGGACUAUGACAUAGAGAAAGACAACUGGUACAUUCCUGGCUUAUGGCAUGGAGUCCCACCAAUGGCUCCAGUAAACUCGGGGUACAGUGAAAAUGCUUCUGCAUUAAAAAAAUAUUUGGUGGAAUUUUUAAAGACAUGUAAAUCUGAAAACAAACCGCUGAACAUUGAAGAAUUUAUCACAUGGACAAAAAGUUUGUGGAAUGCAGUGAAACAUGAAAAGUUUAUAUUCAGUUUCAGAAACAGUCUGGUGGCUGAAGCGUAUAAUAAAUUGACUAUUCAAUUCUCCCAGUGGGAAUGGGACUUUACCAAAGCCGUGCACAGCUGGGUGAUUAACACUGAGACACUGAUCAGAAAUCAAUCAGCUGAUAAAUUAGAUGCCACAACAAUUUCCAGAUACAAGGACAAGCUAAACAAGGUUCUGUGUGAGGAAGAAAGGAAAAUGACAGAGUUGCUCAGAAAAUAUUUUGAGAAUAAUUUAGAAAAUGCACAUCUUAUUGAAAAAUACAGAGAAGACUUUUUAAUGAGCACAACAUUUCUGAAAAAGGAUCUUGAAAGAAAUGCUCUUAGCAAGUUUAAUGAGGCUGUUCAUAUCCAGAAAGGGAAGUUUGAGAUUCAGGGUAUCCAGAACAAAUAUCAGAAAAUAAUCAAAGAAAAAGUUAUUGAUCUUCUGAAGACAUGCAGAACGCGAAAUCAUCAGCUCAGUGUCUCAGAAAUAGAAGAAGAGUUUGAGGGCAUGUGGAAGAAGACAAUCUCAGAUUUACAGAUUGAGUCUUUAAAAAGACGUAAUAUAAGUCAGGCUAUGCUUUACCAACUGCGCCAUAAUGUAAGCAACAAAGGAUCUGAAAUAAACAAAGCAUUUCUAAAUGUAAAAAACUUAUUUGAAUAUGGAGAUAUACAAUUUGUCAUGGAGACAUUUUAUAUUGAUCACAAUUUCUUUUCACUGAAACGCAACAUGUUUUAUACCAGCCAAGAACAUUAUGAUCAGGUAUCAGAACUCGCUGAAUCAUUGUUUGAGAUGUGUGAUCGAUAUGUUACAGAGAAAGUCAACACAGCAUUGGACUAUGAUGACACUUACUGUCAGGAACUAUUACGUCUGAUUGAUGGACAACUGGAGAAUAAGCAUUCUAAAAAGAUUCACUGUUCCUCAAUGUUUAAGCUAGAUAUGAAACUUUUCAUAUUUGGAAGAGCUGCUCAGAGGUUUCAACAGAUGCAUGACGAUUUUUUCCAAGACAAUGACACAAUUACCUGUCUAGACAAGUUAAAACCUCAGUAUCUUGCAAUGUUUCAAAGCAUUUACCAAGAGAAAGACCAAAGUAAACUGAGAGCUAAAGACUUUUGUGAUCUCUGCCUGAAACCAGCUUUAACUGAAUACAUUUACAAACAUCUUGGUCAAGAAAUAGUGGAUGAUGUUUUAGGUAGUUCAGACAAUGUCAUAUUCAAAAGUCGAUCCUUCUUUCAAGCUCGGGUAUUGGAAAGUUUGUUAAAGAAUGGAAAGUUUAGUGAUUUUGUAGAAUACAUUAAUUCAUACAGGAAGUUUCUGAAAAACUGGAUAUUCAAACACAUUUUAGGUAAAUACAUGGGUUCUUCACAGUUAGAAACUUUACAAAAAAACAUCUUGUUAAAGAUUGUUAAAAAAAUCAAAGAUGUUCUUAUUAAAAAAAAGUGUUUGAACAGUGCCAAUAUCACAAUCCUUUUAGAAAACAUUUGUAAAGAAUUAAAAAAUGAAUUAGUGAUUUCACAGAAUCAAAUGCAUUUGAUUGUUUUUGGGAACAUUGUAAAUGUUUCGCAAUUUUCUUCUGACAUUCAGGAUUUUCUAUCAGAAACAAAAAAUCAAAUCCUAACAGAAGUGAAAAGUUUGAGAGCUGAGUCCAUUCUUUCCAAAGUCAAGUUGAAGCCAGAGGAUGAAUUGCUGAAGAAGGUUAUCGGAUGUGAGAAGCAGUGUCCGUUCUGUAAAGUCCCCUGUGAGGCCGGAGGAAGUGAUCACACAGAUCACUUUGCAUCAAUUCACAGACCUAUGGGCUUGGGAACAUAUAGAUUUUUACAUAGUGAGGUUUUAUGCACAGACAUAUGCUCUACUAGUGUUGUGUCCAAUGGGCCAUUUAGAAAUGAAGAUACAGAUUGGAAAGAUCAUCCCUUCAAGGAAUAUCGCACAUUUUAUCCAGACUGGUCCAUCCAACCUGACUCCAGCAUUCAGUCCUCUGAUUACUGGAAAUACAUUUUUGUGAAGUUUAAUGAUCAGUUUGCAGUGGAAUAUAAAGCCAAACCGGCUAAACUGCCAGAUGUAUGGAAACAGAUAGACAUAGAACAAGCUCUUGGAAGCCUGAAGGAAGUGUUUAAUAUGAAAUGAU